Molecule: messenger RNA, 2274 nt
Organism: Serpula lacrymans var. lacrymans S7.9
Lineage: Eukaryota; Fungi; Basidiomycota; Agaricomycetes; Boletales; Serpulaceae
Exons: 4
Coding region: 1-2274 (757 amino acids)
Biological process (GO): regulation of transcription by RNA polymerase II
Cellular component (GO): nucleus
Molecular function (GO): RNA polymerase II cis-regulatory region sequence-specific DNA binding; DNA-binding transcription activator activity, RNA polymerase II-specific
Source: RefSeq, a predicted model, not a curated record
AUGGCCUCGGCUCAGCAAACGGACCCAGCUCUCCUCCACUCCCCGUCCAUCCCGUCCCAGCAACCCUCCCGCUCAACGUCGCCCUCGCACCAAAACCUCAAUCUCGUCCUCAAUCCGUCCCCUCCAGACCUUUCACCCCACACUCAUGACCACAAUCAGCAUCAGCAUCCCCAGAACCAUCUCCAUCUUUCAAAUGGCGUUCCCCAUCCUUCCUCCCCGCUGACCUCAGCCUCUCCCGCUGUUCUUUCACAUCCAGAUCCAACCGCCUCUCUACAAUCAAUACUCGCUGCAUCUCGGAAAGAUCCCAAUGUCAACAAUGGUCAGCAGCUUACUUGGAGCAUCACAACCCCCCCUGUGCCCCCCUUGCCCGCUCAGCAUACAACGCCCCAUCACCCCGCUUCAUUAUCACAGCCUUCAAAUUCAACCGGAAAACGCAAGUUGGACGACACAGACUCCGAGGACCCUCAUCACAAGAUUCGCCGCAUCGUCCGUGACCAUGUAUCCCAGGAUCCUUCACGCGUCGUACCUAUGACUACCGUGAUAUGUCUCCAUGCUGCUGUUGCCCAGAAAUCCUAUGGCAGCGAAAAGCGUUUUCUUUGCCCCCCACCCGUCGUGCAUAUCGAGGGUCCUGUUUGGCACAUGCGCUCACAGCAGCUCGCAAUGUCUGUCGUGUCUGAAAACGGUGAACGCUCUUUUGAGCAAAAGGCUCCUCUUGAUAAUACAAUGACAGCAAGCUUCAAAUUUUUACAUGUGACUGGUACCGCCAAGGCAAAGAGUUUUCAGCUGUCUCUCGACAUAGUAGAACCUCCCCCUGCACACCCCACCGCAGAGGGUGGCGAUCCCCCCGGUGGUCGUGUAUGGGCAGCUUUUGAUUCAGCUCCAGUAACCAUAAUCUCUAAGCCUUCAAAGAAGACCGCCAAGACGCGUAACAUCUCUUCUUGCAUCCUGGCUGGGGGCCCAGUGUCUCUUUUCAACCGCAUCAAUUCCCAAACUGUGCGCACAAAAUACAUGACCAUUGAUCACGCGCAAUUGUGUGCCAGUAAUGUAGCCUGGUCAGCUUUCAAUGUAAAUGUCGUACAACGUCCAAACGACGCGCCUCCUAUGGGUGGUCCACAGCCUGUGACUUACGGCUGUGAAAUUAUAUUGUCAGACGUGCAAUCCGGCAUCUCCACAUCUCCCCUAGUCAUACGUAAAGUUGACAAGGGUCGCGUUUCUGCUGAAGAUGGCGGUCCAGUUAGCCAAAUGCAGAAGAUUGCCUUGCAAAGGGUCAAUCCAGAUGGCUCACGGCAUUACUUGUCCGCUGCAGGGCCCAUUCCUGGUACACCUGGUGUUGUCGCUCCUCCAGCGCCCGGAAUGUCAUCACAAGCCGGCACGCACCCCUUGAUCUUUCAAUCACCUCGUGUACGGGAUGAAACGAAAGACGGCGUGCGUACCAUAACGGAUGAAGUAGAUGACUAUUUGUGCUGGACAAUCGUUGGUAUCUCCAAAUUUCAGUACACGUUUUUUGACGCCUUUGGUCAAAAUAAUUCCAUACCUGAAGUACCGAUUACCCCAUUCCCAACUCUUUUCACAUCGCCGGUCUAUCGUCCAGCGAACAAUACUGUGGAGAUGACGGUGUCAAACUUCUUCUACGAUGAUCCCAAAUCGGGGACACAAACGCCGCUUGCCGUAUAUCUUGGCAACAUCGGACCCCUUCGCCAACGUGUCUAUCAAGCUACACCCCCAGGUCCACUGACGAGCAUAUCGCCUUUCAUACCAAACCCGACGCCAAUAGACACAGGAUCACAUGAGAAUGCGUCUAUAGGAGCUACCUCAGUUUCUUCAGUACUUGCUUCUCCCCGAUACGUACAAUCGGCACCUUUGCAUACCAUUGUUAUUGUCGAAAUGCCUUCUUUGAUGGAUGUCAUCAAGGCUCUCGAAGAGGAUGCCAUACCGCCGAAUGGUAAUAUUUUAGGUCAAACAUCAUCAUCUGAAAACGAAGCUUCGACGUCGGGGCCACAUCUUGAUGGGAACCCCCCACUGCCCCCACCACCAUCGAUUACCGGGCGUAGUCUUCCCCUUUUGUUUAUCCGGGCCUCGGACGGGGUUGGGUACCACUCUGGGCGUACCAUCGCGUGCGAGAAUGUCUUCCAGACGAUGGAUCUUGGAACGAUGGCUGCUGCCAGUGCAUCAAGUCCCAGUGGCACCAGUAUUGAUACGAGCUGGCUGGCGGCUGCUCAGGCAGCAGCAGCAGUAGAUGGCGGUUUGCAUGGCUGGACACUGAGAGUGAUAUGA